Neltuma alba is the source of this 434-nucleotide messenger RNA. RefSeq lists its product as uncharacterized. The transcript has 2 exons. Bases 4 to 408 code for a protein of 134 amino acids. The record is from RefSeq and is a predicted model, not a curated record. NCBI's taxonomy places the organism in Eukaryota, Viridiplantae, Streptophyta, Magnoliopsida, Fabales, Fabaceae.
ACAAUGAAUUGUAAUAUUGGCUCCACUCCUGGGAAGGAAUUAUUUUGUUACUUUCAUGUAGAUGGAGAAUUUGUUAUUAGUCCUGAAGGUCAAGUUAGAUAUCAUGGAGGCAGAGUACAUGCAGAAACGAUAAAAGAUGGAAUGACACUUGAAGAUUUAAGGGCAACUAUAUCAGAAUGCAGUGGUUAUGAUGGUAGCAGUUGGGACAUGAAGUAUACUGUCAAGUAUGAUGAGAGGACAUUAAUUAAUCUUGUUGAUGAUAGCGGAGUUAGAAAUCUUUUUGUGCAUAAUGACAUCAUUGCGCAUGUGUAUGUAUCAUUGAAAGGCAAUGAGACUGAAAGACAUAAAAUCAAUGAUCAAGAAAUAAUUGAGACAGAACCACAUGAGAUGACUGAUGCGCAAAUGUAAGUAAAAAAAUUUUUGCUGGUGUAAGU